Messenger RNA from Debaryomyces fabryi, 4587 nucleotides. RefSeq names its product Kre5p (gene KRE5). Lineage: Eukaryota; Fungi; Ascomycota; Pichiomycetes; Serinales; Debaryomycetaceae. The coding region runs from base 1 to 4587 and encodes 1528 amino acids. The record is from RefSeq and is a predicted model, not a curated record. The transcript has a single exon. Gene Ontology annotation, molecular function: UDP-glucose:glycoprotein glucosyltransferase activity. Gene Ontology annotation, cellular component: endoplasmic reticulum.
AUGCAAAUAGGUUGCUGCUUAGCAAUAUGUCAAUUCUUUUUAUUGAGCGUAAUUGCCUUUCAGGAUAAAGAUGUGAACCCUGUUGAGAAUAAAUUUGAAGUAGAUCUUGAAGCUACUUGGAAAAGCAGCCCGUUUCAGUUAAAUUUACUCGAAAGUAUAACAGGCUAUAACGAGUCUUUAUUUAUCAGCACAUUGUCUAGCAUUAUUGGGUUUUCUACCGAAGAAAAUGAAUCGGACGAAGAAUCGAAUGAGGAGGUGGAAAGCUCUCUGUUAAGUGAUUCUCAAAUGUAUAACAAGGUGAUUGAUGCCUUAAAUCUAGAUGACACGUCCAAGUCAUUCAUAGGGUUUAAUUUGGUGAACAAAGUAUUCACUCCUCGUAUACAAGCACAUUAUGAGUACUAUAAUAAUGUCGUUGAUCCACAAUACUCCCCUAGGUUGAAUAAAGAAUGCUCCACGGAUUCGUUCGGGAAUAAGAUACUCUCAGGAGAAUCAGAUAAACAUCGGGCGUGGAUUCUUUAUAACGACAAGUUGUACUGCUCUUCUGACGAAGUAUUUGCCUUGAAAACCAACAAAAAGGCCAUUUCGGCAGAUGAUAUUUUACCAUUUGACAGAGUAAUAGGUUCCAACCAGGAUUCGCCUCUCUUGGUUUUAUAUGGAGAUAUAGAGUCGGAGAUUUUCAAAAGCAUGUUUAUAAAUCUCUACGAAAGUGCCAAAAUAGGAAAAUUAAGAUUUACGUGGAGGUAUAUUCCUACUUCUAAUUCAAAUCAACGUGAACAAUUAAGUGGAUAUGGAGCUGAUCUCACAUUGAAGCGAACAGAUUAUAUUGUUAUCGAUGAUCGUGAUGUCAAUAAAGUCGAAUCUUUAAAUGAACGAAAUACAGCAAACAAUAAUUAUCGCCUAGAUAAAGAUUUAUUAAAGAUUGCAAAACUUGACGAGCUUAAACCUAUUUCCAAAGAUAACACUACUGAUUUGGGGCUAAAAUUGACGUCAUUUGUAUUGUCAAAUGAUUAUUCUGAUAUUUCGAAUUACGAAUUAUUGAACACCAUUUUGCAAGACUUUCCUAAAUUUGCUUAUUAUGUGUCCCAUUUGGAUCCUGAAAACAUCGAAUCAGUUAAAGAAAACGUGGAUGCUAAUGUGAAACUAGGUAUGUCAGAAGAGUCAAAUGGGAUAUAUAUCAAUGGAUCACCCAUAAAUAAACUUGAACUUGAUAUAUUUAAAUUGGUUGAUAAAGUACGCGAUGAAUUGAAGUUGGUGAAUGAACUAAAGGCAUUAGGAUUUACAACUAGCCAAGGAAAGAAGCUUUUAUAUAAGUUUGCAUUACUAAGUGCUGUAAAAGAGUCGCAAUUUCGCACUGGAAACACUAUUAUGGGUGGAAAUGAAAAUAGAUUCAAAGUCUAUAAUUAUCAAUUCACACCAAUGAGUAGACAUAAGAAAGGAGGUAUUGUAUUCUUCAACGACCUUGAAAAAGACGAUGUAUAUGAAAGCUUUCCUUCUAGUCGAAAGGAAGCUUAUUUAGGAUUUGCAGCACAACACCUUAGACCUGGCCAAAUACCAUUAUUAAGAGAAAAUAUUCAUGACUUGAUAUUUGCUUUAAAUUUUUCAGAUAAAGAGCAGUUGAAAGUGUUUUUCACUUUCUCCAAAAUAAUUCUUGACAAAAGUUUACCUCAACAGAUAGGCUUGAUUGCACGCGGUGGUAAUGAGAAGGAUAAGACGUUAGCUAAGAUAUUUUACUUUAUUGUCGACACGGCGUCUUUGAAAGAAGGAUUAGCCUUUUUGUACCAAUAUUUUGAUGCAAAAGACGAAGAAACUGAGAGAGAAAUCUUGGCUGCUGUUAACAUUCCAACGACAUACAACUUUGAUGAGUCGAUUUACCAAGACGUUUUGGAUAAAUUUUCAAUCAACACACCAUCAGUUAUAUGCAACGGUGUUAUUUACGAGCUUACUUCGACGUGGCAGGUAUUAAUGGGCAAGCAACUUUCACAAGAUAUUCGAUUAAUACAAAAUCAUAUCCAAAAAGGAAAUGAUAUUAAUAAAUCGUUAAAAGGUUUUCUUUUUGAGAACGCAAAAUCUGAGAGAAAUUUACGUAUUAUUCCUGAGGACGCUAGUUUAAUUAAAUACAAAGGAAUAAACCAAGAAUUAAUAGAUAAUUCUAUUACCUUCAAAAGCAAGAAGAAAGAAAAUGGUGUGUCAGCGACAUUUUGGUUAAUUGGUGAUAUCAAUUCUGUUAAUAUUUUGAGCCAAUUUAUUGAAAUUUUACGUAUUAUGAAAGUGGAAAGAUCAUAUUCCGUCCAAUUGAGGAUCAUGAACAAAUCUACAAAUGGUGAUAUAUUAGACGAAAUCCAAAGUCUUUUCUCUAUUAACCUGUUAAGUAAUAAUAAUAUUGAAAAUAUGAUUUCUUUGUUAUCUGAUAAAUUACAAAAAUCAGACAAUUACAUGCCAGAUAAGAACGUGAUUCAGCUACUUGAAGAUAACGGGUUACCACCUAAUCAUCCUAUUCUUUUACUAAAUGGUAGAUAUUUUAGAUUGGACAAAAAAUUCUCAUUCAAGGAAUUACAGCAACUUUUAGAAUAUGAAUUUAGCCAGAGACUCAAUUUGUUUAGUGAUAUCAUUUCAGCUUAUCCACAAGAGUUUCCAAAAUCAUUUUGUGAAUAUUAUUCGUCCAGCCAUGACUGCUUUGACUGGUUUGAUUUGGUCUCAUCCUACGUCACAAAAUCAUUUCACAUUGAUGAUAACAUGUUUUUCACGGAUGUUGCAAGAUUUGAUUUUAGUUCUUUGAACUUAAAUAAUAUUUUAAAAGUGAACAAGGAUGAGGCUUCUUCUAAAGCAGUUGAUGUUUUACUUAUAAUUGAUCCUAUUGAUGAAAACUCGCAAAAAUUAGUUUCCAUUAUUAAUGCUAUAGGAAGUUUUCCCUUUGUUGAUAUUAAAAUAUUACUUCAACCGCAAAUUGAAGCAACUGAAGAAGUAAAAAUUGGUAGAUUUUAUCGAGGAGUAUACCCACCACCUAUUCCUCAAUUCGAUAGAAAGGGCAGAUUAGAAGUUAGAAAUAAAGCCGAGUUUGAAAUGGUACCAAGUCAAGAAUUAUUUACUACUAAUAUUGAUUCGCCUGUUAGGUGGCAAAUAGUGAUAGAUGAUAGUCCUCCUGGAGUUGAUUUGGAUAAUGUUAAACUAUCAAACUAUGCAAACAGUUUAAUUUAUGGAACUUACGUUUUGAAAAAUAUUUUAAUUGAAGGUUUUGCUAAAAAUGUCAAAUAUGGCAUGAAUCUUUCUGGAUUAACAUUAGACCUAAUUAAAGACAAAUCACAUACUGAUACGACAGUCAUGUCUAAUUUAGGCUAUUUCCAAUUAUCAGCUAAUCCAGGUAUUUGGGAGUUUAAAAUUAAACCAGAAAGCAAAAGCCAGAAAUAUUAUUCGUUGCUCUCCGCUUCUGAAAAUGUAUUCAUUUCGAACACAGAUCCUCUUGAUAGAGUAAGGGUCGCGGUAAUGAAUCUUAAUGGGCUAGUUUUAAAGCCAAGGUUCACUACCAAUCCUAGGUAUGAAAAUAAAUCCAUAUUUGAAGAAGAUGAUAAUACAGAAUCCAAAGAAGAGAACAAAAUUGGCAAUUUUAUGAAGUCGCUUUUAAAAUCUAAAGCUCCUACAAAGAAACAAGCAGAUAUCAAUAUCUUUACUAUUGCAAGUGGUCACUUGUAUGAAAGGUUCCUAUCAAUUAUGACAGCCUCUGUGAUGGCGCACACAAAUAAGCUGGUUAAAUUUUGGAUUAUUGAAAAUUAUAUAUCUUCCCAUUUUAAAAAGCUAUUACCCCUUCUAGCACAGGAGUACAAUUUUGAAUAUGAACUCAUAACAUACAAAUGGCCAAACUGGCUAAGAUUCCAGCGAGAGAAACAACGCACCAUCUGGGGGUAUAAAAUUUUGUUCUUAGACGUCUUGUUCCCACAAGACUUGAAGAAAGUUAUUUUUGUUGACGCAGAUCAGGUUGCACGUACCGAUAUGAAGGAAUUGGUUGAUAUUGAUUUGGAAGGAGCACCAUACGGAUUCACUCCAAUGUGCGAUUCUAGGAAAGACAUGGAAGGGUUUAGGUUUUGGAAGCAAGGAUAUUGGGCCCAUGUAUUGAAAGAUGGACUAAAGUAUCAUAUCAGUGCAUUAUACGUAGUGGACUUAGAUAAAUUUAGGGCAAUUUCUGCCGGUGACAGGUUGAGAGCUCACUAUCAAAAGCUUUCAUCCGAUCCAAACUCAUUAUCCAACUUGGAUCAAGAUUUACCCAACAAUAUGCAAAACAAGAUAAAGAUCCAUUCACUUCCUCAAGAAUGGCUUUGGUGCGAGACCUGGUGUUCUGCAAGCGAGUUUAAUAAUGCAAAAACCAUCGACCUUUGCAACAAUCCUUUAACAAAGGAAAACAAGUUAGAAAGGGCCAAAAGACAAAUUCCCGAAUGGACUACUUACGAUGAUCAAAUAAAACGCUUGGUCGAUCAAAUCAAUGAAAACGAAAACAGAAAAAUUUCUACAAAAGAAUCUGAAACCACUUCUCACGAUAGCCUACACUAUGAAUACGAUCAAUCACAAUCCGAUGAUGACGUUCAUGAUGAACUUUAG